GCACCUCAUUGACGACAGAGUCAAUCAAACGAGGAUAAUAUUCAGAAUCAGUUUAUCACGGAAGAGUGUGACAAUCGUGUCUUCACAUUGAUUUUGUGGUGAAGUCUUCUUAAGGCUAAGGUUCAGUGGUCUUGUCUACUCAAUUUUAACGUCUCAAAGAUGCUUACAUCGUGGAAACUUUGUUGUGCGAGGAUACCGCAGCGAUGGGUAUUCACAGUGAUGGGAUGUUUGGCAGGUGUGAACGUUUGCACCAUGCGAAUAUCUCUGUCACUAGCGAUCACGCAGAUGGUCGUAUCUGCGGAAACUUCAAACAGUACGAGUUCGGACGAAAUUUGUCCAGCAUCCGAUUCGACAACCUCGGGUACCGGUAGCGGUGGCAGUUACGAAUGGGAUUCUUAUACACAAGGAGUGAUUCUAUCGAGCUUCUACUGGGGUUACGUGUUCACUCAAAUUCCGGGUGGAAUGCUGGCUGACAAAAUUGGCGGAAAGUACGUCCUGGGUCUGGGUAUCUUCACGAGUGCCAUAUUCACUCUUCUGACACCGGUGGUGGUCGAAGCGUUCGACUCGACGGGUCUGAUAGUCCUCCGUAUCCUGAUGGGCUUAGGGGAGGGAACAACUAUACCAGCAAUGGGGGAGCUCAUAGCCCGAUGGUCUGCGCCGGGCGAAGAGUCGAUCAUCGGAACGGUAGUGACAUCAGGAAUCUUGCUUGGAAACAUGCUGGGCACGGCGCUCUCCGGAGUUCUGAUCCAAAAUUCAUCCAUGGGUUGGCCGCUGGUAUUUUACGUCUUCGGUGCAGCCGGUGUGCUCUGGUUCUUUGCGUGGGUCUUGCUCUGCUACAACAAUCCGGACGUUCACCCCUUCAUAACCGAGUCGGAGAAGAAUUUCUUGCGGAAAGCGACAAACUGCAAAAAAGAGCUGGUACCGACACCCUGGCGACACAUUCUGACCUCAGUUCCAGUCUGGGCUAUGGUGGGUGCGGGUAUCGGGCACGGGUUCAGUCAUUUCACCAUGAUGACUGACCUUCCUCUUUACAUGAGCAACGUCCUCAACUUCUCGAUUCAGUCAAACGGCUUUCUGUCGGCUCUUCCGUACCUCGUUAUGUGGAUCGCGAGCAUUGCGUCGUCAUGGGUUGCCGACUGGUUCAUAAAGACACGGAAAAUGAGUAUCACGAACGUCAGGAAGUUUUGGACCACCGUCGCCUCGGUCCUGCCGGCCAUUUUCAUCAUCACGGCUUCCUACGUUGGCUGCAACCGCGUCGUUGUCAUCGUUCUCUUUGUGCUCGGCACGGGUUUCAUGGGCCCAUAUAACACCGGGGUGCUUAUUAACUCAAUGGAUUUGAGUCCCAACCACUCUGGAACCGUCAUGGCAAUUAUGUUGACGACCGCUAGUCUGACAGGGAUAGCCGCUCCGUAUCUCGUCGGCGUUCUAACGCCGAAUCAGACGCUUUCCGAGUGGAGAGUCGUAUUCUGGAUCUGCUUUGGCUUCUUUUUACAGUCGAAUAUCGUCUUCGUUAUCUGGGGCGACGGAGAGAUUCAGUACUGGAAUGACCCUGAUUUUCGACUCGGACUUGACAAACAACCGGUGACGGAACCAAAAGUUGAAAACGAUACAAAGUCAGACGUGACGGUUGAACUGCGGUCAAGUUAAAUGGAGAUUCUCACGCCAGAAUGCCUUUUAUUCAGUAUCGGAUAGCCUCGAAUUGAAAAAUACUUAAUCCUCGAUCAUCUCACAAUUUUUUUUCACCCCUCCAUCCUCCAUUUUCGAUGGAAACGUUUUACUAUUGGACUAAUCGAGAUUCAUGGUCUGAUUCACUAUCCUCUGGACACAAGCAUGUGUACAUCGGUAAUCCUCGAAAAUGUCAAUUGCAAAUCAUGAGCUACCAACAUUGCAUAUGAGCACAAUUAAAUUCAAAUCCAAAUUCGCACUUGGCAAUUGGGCUUUUAACAUACACAAAGUUCAAAUUCCAGUAUCAACAGUGAAAACAAAUUCAUUAUCAAUAUUUGCGUAGCUUGAAACAUGAGAAGUUACAUUUGCUUGUUCUUAUCACGGUUUUAAAAUAAUCUCCAUAUUAUAUCUCAUUCACAGCAAAGAUCAACACGCAAUGAUUUUGUUUCAAAUAUUUGUUUAAACUGCAAGUAUUGAAACAUUGCACAAUGAUCGAUUUUUCUUCUCUGUUUCCUAUUUUUUUGCAAAAAUUAUAACGCUGUGAAACUGUCAAAUACUUUGAAACGUUUCACAAUGUUCAAUUGAAUAUAAAAUUCAGGUGUAAGAAAAACAGAAAUGCUGAAUCGUUAUUUACACAUCAAGCGUUGUUUUCAGAUGAAUAUGAAUUCAAAAGAAGAAACAAAAAGCAGGAAUUAAAAUUCACAACGAAACAGAUAGCCGGAUUGAUUUUAUUGCAGUCACGAGAUAGCGCAAUCUUUAUUGCCACCAUUCGCAUUGCAUCGGAUCCGGAGAUAAGUAACGUCUUGAAUACCCUUGAAUGGGCGCAUAGAAUCGUAAGUCGAUUAUGACAGAUCUGCGCGAUUGAUAAUAUCCGUGUAAUCAACAAAAAAAAAAAAAGAUAAACAGAUGAGAUGCAGAAGAUAUAGCCAGCAAAAAAUCGACCGACUGAUUUAUUAACCGAUUAAUUUGGCUAAUCGUGCGGGACAAUGUUCUUAAAAAAUUUAUUAAUUUUAAAUUUGACUUAUCUAAAGCAAUAUUUUCACCUAGAAUAUUAGCCCUGCGAGCGAAAAUUUAUAUCCAACUUUCAAAAAUGAUCCAUACUAAUUACGUCCGUGAUCGCUAAUCCAUCGAAUAUUUUACACCAUUAUUUAUAACAAUAUGAACUUGUUAAUAAUUUU
This is a messenger RNA of Neodiprion virginianus, 2843 nucleotides long. Its product is annotated as putative inorganic phosphate cotransporter. The record is from RefSeq and is a predicted model, not a curated record. Bases 160 to 1647 code for a protein of 495 amino acids. NCBI's taxonomy places the organism in Eukaryota, Metazoa, Arthropoda, Insecta, Hymenoptera, Diprionidae. The transcript is spliced from 3 exons. Gene Ontology annotation, biological process: transmembrane transport; monoatomic anion transport. Gene Ontology annotation, molecular function: transmembrane transporter activity.